GAUUCCUGCUCAUACAACCUUUAACUUUAUUUUCCUUUAAUCAAAACUUGAAAGCCAACCCCAUAAAUGUGGAAAAUGAUUCAAUAAUCAAAAGAAAGAUGCAAAACUCAGAUCUCUACCAUCACUUUUUAUAUCUUUCCAUGUAUGUUCUCUCUCCCCCACCUACCCCUCAAGUCACCUAGCCCGUCCAUCCAGUGUCACAAGACCAUCCAAACCAUCAAAGUGAUACCACGGUGCAGUGUAUAAAAUUAUCACCAAGCCUCCUCUUGCCUUAUGGGUGGAGAAGAUAAAUCUCUCAUCCUCGGUUGGUUCACACACUGCCGAGAUCUCGGCUCACCGGGGACGGCAAACUCCUGCAAGAAAAAUAAUCAGAGACUCCAUGCGUCAGCUCCUCGGCGCAGCCCUGGAGGCGCCGCCACCGGCAAAUGGGAGCAAACCACGGGGCAGCGCGUACGGCGGAGGCGGCAGCGCCAGCUUCGACACCAACAUGGUCAUCAUCCUCGCUGCGCUGCUCUGUGCAUUAAUAUGCGCUCUGGGCCUGAAUUCCAUCGUGCGGUGCGCUCUCCGAUGCGGCCGCCGGCUCGCCUUCGAGACCCCUGAGGAGGCUGCUGCUAGGCUCGCCGCCACCGGGCUCAAGAAGCGGGCACUGCGACGCAUCCCGGUUGCAGUCUACGGCCCGGGGACCAACAUACCUGCCACGGACUGCCCAAUAUGCCUCGGGGAGUUCGCCGACGGCGAGAAGGUCCGGGUGCUGCCCAGGUGCCACCAUGGUUUCCAUGUCUCUUGCAUCGACACAUGGCUUGCGUCGCACUCGUCGUGCCCGACCUGCCGGCACUCGCUGCUCGACUGCGGUGGCGGGGACGGCGCCGAUGUCGGAGAUAGGUCGGCAAGGCAGGAUAACGGCGUGGCGGUGGUGGUGGAUUAGGUGAGCUGACCCUGGCCAAUUGGAGGUCUUUUUGUUGCUUCUAAGCUUCCUAGAUUUGUUCAUGCAUAUUGGAGAGUUUCAUGAUGUUUUGUUGUGCCUUUAUUUUGUUCUGAUUGUAAAUUUGUAGGCUGAGGAGUAGACAAAUCAUGCAAGUGAAGAUAGAAGGGGGAAAGAAUGGGAAGUAGAUUUUUUUUUUUUAAUUUCUUUGUUCAUUCUGUGGUUUGCUUUUCUGUGCAGUAUCAUGGGGAUUAAAAAAAAAAAAAAACAUGAUGAGCUAUCCAUGAAUGCAGGUGGAGGCUGAAAAGUUGUAGGAGACCUCUAAAAAUGGGUAUUACUUCACACAUAUUUACAAUAAUUAAAGAUUCUGACAUUGCUCUUGCCUUGUUUCUACGUUUUCUCAGUUAUAGAUGCUUUAUUAAUUUCUCAUCUUUCAUUGAUUUGCCAACAAAGUCAAAGUUUUUAUGAUGAGUAAAAAAACGUUUUGUCAAAAGGAUUAGAUGUUUAUAUUUGAGGGAAAGCUAUAGAAGAUUUCAUUUUGUUAAUUUCUCCUCCUAUGAACAUCUUCUCAUAUAAUUUGAUAUUUUUUGUUAUUCAAUCUAACCUUAUAUUAUACCUUUUCUUCCUGGACAUUCAUGGGAGCACUCUUUGCCCUUUUCUUUCUGCUAUUUUUUUUUUUCUUUCCAAAGCAGCACUAUACGCCCUCUAAAAAGUUUUUUUAUUUAUUUUUUUUAAUUUUGAACUCUUUUCCUUUAUUUGAACUGUACUCAUAAGAUUUUUUAAUAGCUUUAAAAUUUGCAUUUCCUUUAUUUCCAGAAUUUCUAAAUCUUUUUUUGUUAAGAUUGGCUUCUUAAAAUAGUUAAGUAGACUAUAUUUAACAGAAUAAAAAUUCAUGAAAACUGAAUGUUGUGCUCCUUCUUUUUCUCUAAGAUAAUUGAACACAUACCAAAUUCUCAGUUCCUGAUUCUAUCGAAUUAAUAUUUUGUUAAAAUAUUGAAAAUCCUGAAUUAUUUCAAUAUGAUGUUAAAAUUUAAAUGCAUUUUUAUCUUGUAUAGAACAUCACGAAGCUUAAUUCUGAAGACUCCAUGCAUUUUCCUCUAACUAGAACCGCACUAACCAAAAGCAUAAUCUUUGAAAAUGAAAGUUACAUCCGUAAAACAAAAUAGACCUCCAGUCGAAUAGGUGAUUAUAGUCAUCCAUGCUUUCUCUCACAUUCGGAGGACAAGUGCCUACCACUAGUUUUUUAUGUCUGAAAACUAUAAAUAUGGCAUAGUCUAAAGAUAACCCUGCAUUAGUUGCACUAAUAGAGGUUCAUGCAAGCUCUUAUUGGUAGGCUUAAUUGGAACCUGCUGGCUUUUAAUUUAAGGUGAUUUAUGAAUUGGAACAGAGAGAAUAUGUGAAACCACAUGAUUAGACAACAUUAGGUCCCCUCCUUUCAAAUGGUACUCCAUCUCUUUCUUCCGUUCAAUGAAAUGUCAUGAACCUGUUUGAACCGUGCAAAAAGCCAAAGAGGAAUAUAAAUGCCGCACCGUAUUGGGUCCCCUUACCUUUAUUGCUCUCGUCUCUCUCUAAUAUUGUCCUUUCCCUCAGUUGUGAGCACAAGCAAUGAAUCCCUUCUCUCCUUUCUUGUGCCCAAAGGGACCCUUCCUUGUUGGGUUUGAUAGCCCCACGAAAGCAUAAACGAAUGCUGCACUCACCAUUGUCCUUCGACAAGUAGUUUGCUCCCCAAGGAAUUCUUCGUGUGGUGUACUGUUUGAGAACUGGGGACCAUUGCUUAGAAUCAAUUGGACCACCAUUUCUGCGAGUGAGCCAGAGCAAGAACCUUUCAAGAUUUUCCUGUUUUCAGGUAAUAGAGUGGAAUCAGGACUGAGCCCCUUCCAUGCUCGUAAUCAGGAAUCGCCUUUAGAUAAGUCAUCAGUUCGUGCUCUUGCCACUAGAGGUGCAGUGUACCGUACAAGGGGCACGCAAAUGUACGUCCUUGUCCAUUUGAUUGGUCUCAAUCAUCCUUGUCACGGACUUUACAGAACGUUGGGACAAAAGACUUGUUCAGAGGUGCACAUGGAAUCAUACUUCAGCAAGGUCAAUGUGGAGCCUCAUCAAGAAGGAUUCAACACGAUGCGCAAACAAAAAAGUGGAGGUUGCAAGCUUCAUUUCAAAGGGUAUUUAGUUUGAUGAAAGCAUGGAGUUGUCUACUGUAACAAUGUUCUAUGUUCUGACUAUUUAGCUUAGCUUUAUGAAUGUCUUUUCGAUUCUUUUCACUCGCAUCAAA
Phoenix dactylifera (date palm) is the source of this 3191-nucleotide messenger RNA. RefSeq names its product RING-H2 finger protein ATL74-like. Gene Ontology annotation, biological process: protein ubiquitination. Gene Ontology annotation, molecular function: transferase activity. The record is from RefSeq and is a predicted model, not a curated record. Lineage: Eukaryota; Viridiplantae; Streptophyta; Magnoliopsida; Arecales; Arecaceae.